Molecule: messenger RNA, 903 nt
Organism: Miscanthus lutarioriparius
Lineage: Eukaryota; Viridiplantae; Streptophyta; Magnoliopsida; Poales; Poaceae
Source: the annotation of a GenBank genome assembly
AUGGCAAGUACCGCUGCUGCGCCCGAUCACGUGAAGCCGCCUCCGGCCGUGACUGAAACCCAACAACCCCUCGGCUCGGGGUCUGGCAGCACGGGUGAGAUGGGGCACGGGAAGCGCCCACACCAGGUCGAACACGCGGGUCGUUCCGCCCGUCGCCGACCGAACGUGGAAGGUGGGGUAUCGCAGACCUUCGCCGUACCCAAGCUCUUCAUCCGUAGGCCUCCUCCUUCUCGCAGCUUGGCUACAGCGCUGACGACCCUGGCGGCGGCGGCGGCGGAUUCUUUUAGAGCGGAAGCGGACCCCAGCCCGCCAUCGUCGGUCCUCAGCAGCGGCAACGGGGGCGUGGUGGGCGACGACGCUGCCCACCAGCUGGUGCCAGAGCCAGAAAGAACGGUCAUCAUCGACCUCGAGCUCGACCCUUCUUCUCAGCCAGAUUCAGCGCCGACGGAUCAUCCGGUGUCCGCGGCGGAGUCCAGCAGCCAGGCGGGCACCCCGGUUAACGUGGACGACGCUGCCCACCACCACCAUCAUCAUCAUGUGUUCACGUCAGCAUUCGGUGCGAAGAAGCAGCGUCGCUACGCUGUCGACAAAGCCCUGCAGCUGCAGGUGGCGGCUACACAAGCCUUCUUGGACGCGAUCGCCAAGGAAGCUGAGCGGGCCGACGCGGCGGAGCAGCUGGCUGGCGAGAUGGCUCAGCGGGCAGCCAUGGCGGAGCAGCGGGCCCACCGCCUGGCGAGCGACAUAGACCGCUGUCGCUCCGAAGCCCAGCGCAUGGCGGAUGAGCUCCAAAAGGCCGUGCACGAAGUCGAGGGCUGCGCAGGAAUCCGAGCACUUCAGGUUCAAUACGGAGAACCAAAGCUUGACCGGCCGGGGAGCUCGAAAAGGCCCGGGAAGAGAGCUUGA